Gordionus sp. m RMFG-2023 is the source of this 2232-nucleotide messenger RNA. Its product is annotated as bone morphogenetic protein 2-like. Gene Ontology annotation, cellular component: extracellular region. Gene Ontology annotation, molecular function: cytokine activity; growth factor activity. The transcript has 2 exons. Bases 1 to 2232 code for a protein of 743 amino acids. Lineage: Eukaryota; Metazoa; Nematomorpha; Gordioida; Chordodea; Parachordodidae. Gene Ontology annotation, biological process: BMP signaling pathway. The record is from RefSeq and is a predicted model, not a curated record.
AUGUCUUCCACAGGAAUCGUUUUUAUGAAAUUUAAUCGUUCCAACGUUCACAAGGGCAAUAAAAAUGAUAUACAAAUCAAUGCAGAUAAAUUCUAUAACACGAAUCUAUUUUCAGCUAACUCAUACGUGUAUCAACCAAUACCUCUUCUCCUAAAGGGAGAGAAAUUGAGAACCGUCCAUAAAAUUUAUAAUCCCGAAUUUGAUACCACGGUCGACCCUUAUUCCUACGAAAUUAAACGACCAAAAACACGCACCAACUCUUACAGCGAGGAUUCGAUUAUCAAGUGGCAUUUGGCCCAACAAUAUUGCUUUAAUUGUACGACGAUCCCGUUUGAUCAGACCUUUAGACUGAUCAGAUCGAUUUCCAGAGCCUUUAACUUCGUUCUAAUUCUGUAUUUAGGAUUAAUAUUAAACUGGACCCCUUUUUAUUCUACCAUGUUAAACUUUCAGACCCAAACCAUACCACCUAUGACCUCCUAUACCGCUAAAAGUUUAGAUUCGAACUACCCUCAUCUCAAGGUAAUCUCACAAUUCGGUCUACCAUAUCAAUCCAAUUUCAGGCAACGCUUAAUUAAUAUAUGUUUCUCAUUUUCGUGGACCAUUUCCGAUUAUGUUCGUAAGGGCGGGGGCGUAGAAUGCCGAAAUGUUUUGUCACGAAGUCCAAAAUCUGUAGAUAACUCGUUAAAUUCUAACCCGAACACUAAUUUUGUCUACAUGGCUCAUAAAAUAGUUAAGAAGAAACGUGUCAUAAACCAUGGAAAAAAUGAUGAAAGUAUAAAACUGGCUUCUAAAGCUUUGCUUACGCGUCUUGGAAUUCCGGCGGCUACCCAAUUGAAAAGCGAUUAUAUACGUAUUCCCGAAUUCAUGAUCCGUUUAUACGAAUCCCAACGGAAAAAAUAUUUACAAUUAUCUCAAAAUAUUCGCGAUACCAAAGAUAACAACCCUAUUAAUACGCAAAAUUAUUUAGAAAAAAGUACAAUUUCCACUCAUAAGAAUUUGAUGAAUCUACCAGAUUUAGAAGAUGCUUUGAAACUUCCCAUCUCAAAUCGUUUAAGCAAAAGUGCUACUUGGGCCAAUACAGCCAGGAGUUUUUACGAACAAACACACAAUGAGGAUACCAAUAUAAAUUCGUUGUUAUGGCAAAACGGAUUUUCGAACUACAGUCGCCAUCUCUAUUUUAACCUCACAGGUUCGUCUUCCAGUGAUCUAGUGGCAUCUGAACUUCGUUUUUAUCUCAGGAAUAUACUUUUCUCUAAUAAUCAAUCCUUAAUAUCGAAAUCUUGUUUAGCAAAUCCAAAAUAUUUACAAUAUCGUGUCGAUAUUCAUCAGAUUCUAGGAGAACAUGCUGAUUGGGGUUACGAUUUAUCGUUACGAUUAUACAACGAGACUGGUCUAUGGAAAUUCCAUUACCUCAACACUAGAUUAUUGGAUACCCUCCUUUUGAAUAUAGGCCUUCAUUCACGAUGGGAAGCGUUAGAUAUUCUUCCCGCAAUAUUGGAUUGGUCAUCGGAUCCUAAGAGUAAUCGGGGAUUAGUGAUUGAAAUCACGCCGAACAAUGAAACAUGUUUUACUACCUAUCAUUCACCUUUGUACAACCAGCCAUCCUACCAAAGCCAAACCCAGAGUUUAAAUGAUACAAAUGUGACAAACGAUUUUUCAAUCAUUUAUUCCUCGGACGAAUCUUUCCUUGUCACGUACAAUAAAGAAAUACCUCGUGAAUUUACCCCAAAACACAAUUUAGAUAGAGCCUCUAGGAUCAAAAGAAAUAUAGGCGAAAAUCCGGAUAUGGAAUCAUCAGAAACCGAUUACACCUUAAAUAAUAAUGAAAAUCACGAAAUCAAAAUUCAGGGUCAUAACAAAAACGUAAAAUAUUAUAACGAUAAUAAGAAUGCCAUGAGGAGAAGGAAGAGAAGAUGGUCCAAUUGUCGUAGGCAUCCUCUCUACGUGGAUUUUAGUGACGUGGGUUGGAAUGAUUGGAUAGUGGCUCCGCCAGGGUACCAGGCCUUCUAUUGCUCCGGGGAAUGCCCAUUUCCACUGGCAGACCAUAUGAAUUCCACCAACCACGCUAUCAUUCAAACCUUAGUUAAUUCCGUCAAUCGUAAGUUAGCGCCCACCGUGUGCUGCGUGCCUACUGAACACAGUCCUAUAUCUAUACUUUACUUAGAUGAAUACGAAAAAGUGGUUUUGAAGAACUACCAAGAUAUGGUCGUAGUUGGUUGCGGAUGUAGAUAA